Saccostrea cuccullata (small rock oyster) is the source of this 4568-nucleotide messenger RNA. RefSeq names its product zinc finger protein 239-like. Lineage: Eukaryota; Metazoa; Mollusca; Bivalvia; Ostreida; Ostreidae. Bases 562 to 1728 code for a protein of 388 amino acids. The transcript has a single exon. The record is from RefSeq and is a predicted model, not a curated record.
GGACAGCCUGUACAUCAUUAAUCAUGAAUUAUGGAUUUUUUGUGGUAUGAAUUUGUUCUUUAAAACUUUAAAAAUGUUAAGUGAAAAGUUAAGUUUGGUUCAGUGUACGAAAUAAGUCUUUAAUAAUUUUCCGAAGAAACACUGGGCCAGAAAAGCGAAAACGUAGAUAGAAGCAACCAGUCAGCGGUAAGGUUGAUUUUUAACAGUUUAAAUCACGACCCCGCGGCCGGGGGCACAUGUAGCGUCGGGACACAACUAGUAUUACAAAGGGGGACAUUUAGUAAAAAAAAAAAAACGAACCAAGCAUCACAAUAAUUACUCAUGUAAAUCAUGUACUCAUGGGGUCCCUGGGCCUCUUGAUAUCUUCUAUAUAAAUACCUUGAAAUAGCAUUACAAUUGAAUUGCACAUCACAUUUACAGAAAGAAGAGGCAGAUUUUGCAUCCAAACUAGAAAAUCAUCUUGUGAAUAUAAACUAUAGUUUGAAUGAAUAUGAAUUUGGGAAUUUCAACCAAUCCAUAAAUGCAUGUGAAAGUAAAAGGCCCAAUGAAUGUAACAUUUGUAUGAAAACAUUUAAUCAUCCACAUGGGUUACAGAAACACACGAGGAUACAUACAGAUGGUAAACGUCAUAAAUGUGAUGUGUGUGGAAAGACAUUCAAACACCCAUGUAGAGUACAGAGACACAUGAGAACACAUACAGGUUAUAGACCUUAUAACUGUAAUGUGUGUGGAAAGGCAUUCAAACUGUCACAUCACCUACAGGAUCACAUGAGAAUACACACAGGUGAUAAACCUUAUAAAUGUGAUGUUUGUGGAAAAUCAUUCAGCCACCCACAGUAUUUAAAGAGUCACAGGAGGACACAUGUAGAUAAAAGACUUUAUAAAUGUGAUAUGUGUGGAAAGGCUUUCAACUCCCAAGGAAAACUACAGAUGCACACAAGGACACAUACUGAUGAAAAACCUUAUAAAUGUGAUAUUUGUGGGAAGGCAUUUAAACUGUCACAUCAACUACAGGAUCACAUACGAAUACAUACAGGUGAUACACCUUAUAAAUGUGAUGUGUGUGGGAAAGAAUUCAUUCGGUCGCCUGACUUAAACAGACACAUGAUGAUACAUACUGGUGAUAAACCUUAUACAUGUGAUGUGUGUGGGAAGGCAUUCAACAGAUUGAAUAGCUUACAGAGGCACAUUAGGACACAUACAGGUGAUAAACCUUAUAAAUGUGAUGUGUGUGGGAAAGCAUUCUCCCUCUCAGAAAACUUACAGAGGCACAUAAGGACACACACAGGUAAAAAACCAUAUGUAUGUGAUGUGUGUGGGAAGGCAUUUGCUCAAUCUAAAACCUUACAGGCACACGUGAGGACACAUACAGGUGAGAAAUCUUAUGAAUGUGAUGUGUGUCGCAAGACAUUCAGCCAGUCACAGUAUUUAACGAGUCACUUGAGCACACAUACUGGUGAAAAACAUUAUAAUUGUGGUGUAUGUGGGAAAGCUUUCUGCCAGACACAACACGUACAGAGUCACAUGAGUACACAUACAGGUGAUAAUCUUCAUAUAUGUAAUGUUUGUGGAAAGGCAUUCAAUUGUUCAAAAAAAUUCGAAAGACAUUGUAGGAUACAUAGUGUUGACAAACCUUACAUAUGUGGUUUGUGUAAGAAAACGUUCUGUGAAAAAGUGGAUUUAAGUAUACACAUGAGGACACAUACAGAUGAGAACCUUAUAAUGUGAUGCAUGUGAAAAGGCAUUCUAACAAUAAGGUAACUUACAUUCAUAUAUGAGGACACAAACACUUUAUAAACUUUUUGAAUGUGAUGUGUGUGGGAAGGCUUUCAACAGAUUCAGUAUAUAUAUAAUACACGGUUCAGGAAAGGAAACAUUCAAUUGACAAACCAUAGAAAUUAUAUAUAUUAGGCCUUUCAACUAAUUUUUCAAGUUGCACAUACAUGUAUAGUAAAAAUAACUAUUCAUUGAUAGAUUAUAGGUAUAGAUCAAAAAGACGAUAACUUAUGCAUAAUUUAAUUAAGGACAUACGCAAUGUACCUUACCUACUGAUAACUUUUCAUUUUAUUCUAAAUUUAAAUUUAUAAUACCAUUACAUGUUCUCAGACAAAAAAAUCAGCAUGUGUUACCAGCAGUUUUAAAAAAUAUCAAAUUAUGAGAAUUUUUGCAUUAUUCAAAGAAAAAUUUCCAUACUUACAAAACAUUAUCCAGAUUUUUUUCCCAUGAAAAUUUGUCACAGAAAAUAAGUACAAAUCCAUGUUUAAACAUUUAAAGUAUUGGCACAUAGAUCCUUUAUUUAGUGGAACUUUUCAACUCCAGGGAAGAACCCAGUAAAGUUCAAACUACGUUGCGUAUGACCUUUAAUCAAUAAAAACUUUAAUUAUUUAUAAAUGAAUUAUACGAUGUUGGUUUUGAAGGACAGGUAACUCAGGUGUGUAAAAUGACAAAUUAAAGGUGAACACUACUCGUAAAUAGGCAUAGUCCGCCAUAUUUACCAUUCUUCAACGUUCUCCCUACAACCCGUAUAAAAGGAGAUCGCUGAUCAGUCCAUUGCAUUUCACUGUAGAAAUCUGACGAGUGUAGACGUACUUCUUACAAUGCGCUACUAAAUCUCGAUGAAAUUAUCAAAUUUGACAUGUGGGAAGGCUUAAGCACUGAGAAGGGUGUCAUGCCUCUUCAAUGUCAUAUGAAUGAGAAAGAAAAAAAAAACAAUAAGUGAGAAAAGACAUUUUAAUAGUUAUUAGAUGACUUAUCCAAUGGCUUGUUUUGUUUAAUACAAAUAUAUUCAAUUAUUACAUUUUUUUACUGCAUUUUAAUGUUCAAUUAUAUAAGUUUGUUUUCUUAGUAAUUUUUUUUUUUUCGUAUUUUUCUUAAUGUCUUUACUUGCAGGUACUUUAUUUUUUAUGUGGUGUCUAAAUUGUUUAAUUCCAGGGUUGUUUUAUUUGCACUCGAAUAGAACACAUAAAAUUUGUAUAUUAGGAACACUUAACAUAUUGAUCAUGUUGAUAGAAAUAUUAACAACAAAAGCAGAAUUAUAUUUUACAAUCUUAGGUACAUCUAUAUUGUAAGGUCCUGCCAGAUGAAUAAAAUUUAACUAUGAUGUACUAUGUAAUAGUUAUUGGGUGGGUGGACUUUACAUGUAAUGAUAUUUCAUUUAGGUCAAAACGUUAUGACAACAAUGGCUGAGAAUUUUAGAAUUUGUAUUUAUAUUUACAUGCCAUGAAUAAGCUACCUUUCAUCUUAAAUCUGCAUGUAUUUCUUGAGCUACAUUGUACAUGUAACUGUUAUCAUCAGUUCUACAUGUGUGGAUAAGCUGUAAUACUUUGAAUCAUCUGAUGCCAUGGCACUUAUUUACAUUCUGUCUGCCAUCUUUUUAUUGGUGCAUGUUAAGUACAAUUCGUAUUUUGCCAAACUUAUUAUCCAUGCUAUAUCACGGGCAUAAAUUACUUGCAGUUUAUUAUGUCAAUUAUUAUUUUGGGUUCUUCUAUUCAUUCUAGCCAUUAUAAUUCGUGCGUACAUAUAUAUGUCUACAAGUUCCACUAUACAUGUAUUUUUAUCCAUCUGCGAUAUCGUCUGCAUACUCAACAAGUUCAUUUUUGUGAAAUUUACAAAUUUCAGAGUAAAAUUUCAUACUUAGUUAUAACAGACACAUCUUUCGUUAUUCAUAUUUAUUGGUUAUUUUGUCUUCUAACAUUUUAAUUUCGUUUCGCAGUUUUUAUCCUCAUUGUACGGCAAAUUUGUUUGUACUGCUUGGUAGAUCUCUGUUUGUACUGUACCAUACAGUGUCGUGAUUGGUGGAUCGUCGCUGUACAGCAUUGUUAAUGGUUGAAUCUAGUCAUGUGACCCUUUUCCAAAAAUUAUAUACAGUGGACCUUCAGAUAUCCGGACGCCAGAUAUCCGGAUGCUUCUCUAUCCGGACGAUUUUUCUUCGGAACGAAAUUUUCAAAUGUUAUUUUGUGUUGUUUUACUGGUGAUUCAGAUAUCCAGGUGCUUCACAUAUCCGAACAAAUUGACUGGGAACCAAAGCGUUCAGAUGAAUGAGGGUCCACUGAUCGCAUUAUGUAAACAGAUAAUUUGUCGAGUUGUCAGGCGCCUAUAUUUCAAAGAGAAAAGUCCAAUACCCGCCCAUAUUUUUACUGAAGACGUAUAUAGCAUUAUCAUUGUGAUUUCAGGUGAAAAAAUGAUCGACAAUUUUCUCCAAACACUUGACACUUAUUUUAUUGUAAUUAACUGUGGGGAUCAUCCUUGUAUAGCCAUUGUACCCCCACCCCCUUUUAUAAUAGUAGCUUGUACAGUAGACGUCACCAGAGUUUAUUAUUGUACCUGUUAAAAUGAGAAAUGAUUUAUGAUUAAUAAAUAUUGUUGAGACAAAGACGAAUCUUAUGUUUUUUUCCCUAUAACUAGAGGAGCAAGGAUUUUAGUACAGGAGUACUAUCAGAAUUUAUUUUGUAGCGUCCUUGACUUAAUCUUGGCCACUCCCAGGGAUCUUACAAUAUCACAAGAGUGAAUAAAACCUUGUGAUAUUAUUUUUUUCUGUCGUUUGUUUUUGUUUUUUUUUAUACAUGUAA